Molecule: messenger RNA, 384 nt
Organism: Rotaria sordida
Lineage: Eukaryota; Metazoa; Rotifera; Eurotatoria; Philodinida; Philodinidae
Source: the annotation of a GenBank genome assembly
AUGAAUUAUAUACCAAAAUUAGAACCAAUUAUUUCUCGUCAAGUACUAAAUAAUGAUAUUCAUUAUAAUAUAUGGCAAACAGAUGAACAACUUGAAGAUGAACUUGAUGAAAAUGUUGAUUAUUAUGUUACUAAUUUAACUGCUAGUGAUUGUUUAUUCAUUUCAAAUGGAUGGAUUUUUCAAGGACGUUCGUUAGAUAAGACAACAUCGAUUAUAUGUAAUAUUCAUCAUAAACAAACAUUAAAUAUUGAUGUAAAUGAAGUCAAGAGUUAUUCAACAAGAAAUACAUUUGAUUCUUCAUUUACACUUGAUCAAAUUGAUUGGUCAACAAUGGAAAGUGGACCACAAAAUUUAAAAGAAAUCAUAAUGGAUUUGAUUAAUUGA